This is a messenger RNA of Malania oleifera, 306 nucleotides long. Its product is annotated as SKP1-like protein 1B. The coding region runs from base 1 to 306 and encodes 101 amino acids. The record is from RefSeq and is a predicted model, not a curated record. Lineage: Eukaryota; Viridiplantae; Streptophyta; Magnoliopsida; Santalales; Ximeniaceae. Gene Ontology annotation, cellular component: cytoplasm; nucleus. Gene Ontology annotation, biological process: SCF-dependent proteasomal ubiquitin-dependent protein catabolic process. Gene Ontology annotation, molecular function: cullin family protein binding. The transcript has a single exon.
AUGUCAACAAGGAAGAUCACGCUGAGGAGCUCCGACAGCGAGAUCUUUGAGAUCGACGAUAUUGUGGCACUCGAGUCUCAGACGAUCAAGCACAUGCUCGAGGACGAUUGUGCCAACAAUGGUAUUCCCUUGCCCACUGUCACAAGCAAGAUCUUGGCCAAGGUAAUCGAAUAUUGCAAGAAACACAUCGAGAGUCCGAAAAAUGAUGAUCAAAAUGCCAAUGACAAACUCAAGUCCUUGGACACCAAUUUCGUCAAUGUUGACCAGACGAUUCUCUUUGACCUCAUUUUGGCUGCAAACUAUUAG